Rotaria sordida is the source of this 777-nucleotide messenger RNA. The record is from the annotation of a GenBank genome assembly. Lineage: Eukaryota; Metazoa; Rotifera; Eurotatoria; Philodinida; Philodinidae.
AUGGUCAUCGCUGACUGGGGCAAUCAUCGUAUCAUUCAAUGGAAGAAAGGUGUUACGAAUGGACAAGUUGUAGCUGGUGGGAAUGGCCAAGGAAAUCGAUUGGAUCAAUUGAAUAGGCCAAACGACGUGUUGAUUGACAAAGAGACUGAUAGUCUCAUUAUUUGUGAUCCAGAGAAUGAACGAGUCGUACGAUGGGCUCGUCGUAGUGGCACAACUGAAGGAGAAAUCCUCAUCGACAACAUCGAUUGUUGGGGAUUAGCCAUGGAUGAUCAGAGAUAUCUCUACAUUUGUGACGCCGAUCGAGUAACACAAUAUCAAAUAGGGGAUAAUAAUGGAACUGUUGUGGCUGGCGGCAAUGACAGAGGUACUGGUCUCAAUCAACUCAAUGCGCCAACCCACAUCUUUGUCGAUCGACAACAGACUGUUUACGUGUCAGACUACUGGAAUCAUCGUGUAAUGAAAUGGAAUAAAGGUGCAAAAGAAGGAAUUGUCAUCGCUGGGGGUCAAGGCUGUGGGAAUGCUCCGACACAACUGUGUCAUCCUAAUGGACUGUUUAUCGAUACUCUGGGUACUCUCUAUGUGGUAGAUUCUGCUAACAAUCGAGUGAUGCGUUGGCCUAAAGGCGCGCAACAGGGCAUUGUUAUUGUGGGCGGAAAUGAUCAAGGAUCAGGAGCAAACCAGUUCUUUAAUCCUAAUGGUUUAUCCUUCGAUCGGUAUGGCAAUCUCUAUGUUGUCGACAGAACAAAUAAUCGUGUUCAACAUUUUUCUAUCGAAUGA